UCACCCCAAAAGCCAAAAUCCACAGAGAGCUCCCCUUUCGUUGUCGCCCCUCUUUUACCUGAUUGUCUAGGUCUCGUCGCCGUCGAUUCUGAUCUCGCCGGAAAAUUAUGAAGCUUCCGGCGGCCAAUCGCUGUCCAUGUGACCGGAGCAACAUCACCUUGACGUUGUUGUCGUGCCGUCGCGUGUCUCCGAAACCCUAAACCGAAGCAACUUUUUGAGCUUGCAGAGCUUCGAAGCUAUUCCAUGCUUUGUUAGCGAAAUGGAGGAAAGUCGGAGGUCCUGAGAGAGCUCUGGUCUCCGAUCAUGCCGUUCGCAAUGAAAAUCCAGCCAAUCGGAUCACACGCGCCGCUACCGGAAGUGGCGAAUCGCUUUGAACCGCUGAAGCCGGCGGCCAAGUCACGGUUCAAGCGGCUCUUUGAGCGACAGUUCACGAGCGUGUUGAGAACAGCCACGUCGGCGGAGAAGGAGAAGGUCGGCGGCGGCGACGGCGAGUUCGAGCCGAGCUCAGUCUGCUUGGCGAAUAUGGUGCAGAACUUCAUGGAGGAGAGCAACGAGAAGCAAUCAGCGAGGUGCAGCCGGAACCGCUGUAAUUGCUUCAACGGCAACACCACCGACGACAGCUCCGACGACGAAUGGGAGCCUCUCGGUUUUGGUGACUCCAAUCUGGCUUCAUCUGGCGAAGCAUGUGAGCUUCUCAAGAGCUUGGUGUCGUGCCCCAGUCUGUGUGAAAGGAAUUUGCUAGCGGACACAGCUAGAAUCGUCGAGAAAAACAAGAUGUGCAAGCGUAAGGACGACAAUGGAAGACUGGUCGUUACUGAUCAUCUCUUAGCGCUCGGAUACGACGCUUCAGUCUGCAAAUCUCGUUGGGAAAAAUCACCUUCCUAUCCUUCUGGGGAGUAUGAGUACAUUGACGUGAUCGUGAAAGGGGAGAGGCUGCUAAUCGACAUUGAUUUCAGAUCGGAGUUUGAGAUUGCCCGGCCGACGAAGAGCUACAAGGCGAUUCUCCAGACACUUCCUUAUAUUUUUGUUGGGAAGCCCUAUAGGCUGAGGAGGAUCAUCGGCAUUGUUGCGGAGGCGGGGAAGCAGAGCUUGAAGAAGAAGGGAAUGCCCGUUCCACCGUGGAGGAAAGCAGAGUACAUCAAAGCCAAGUGGCUCUCUCCACACCCUAGGGCUACAGUCUCCAACAAUUCCUCACCGGAUUCCUUGCCCAAAAAGACCGAGUCCCAGUCUUUUGUCAAGUCUGUGGAGUUUGAACAGAGUCGUACUGAGUUGAUAAAGUUGGUGGAAUCUUGUGAGCAGGAAGAGUCUGUGUUUGAGUUGUCUGAGAGUGAUGAGGAGAUGGAGAAGGCGGUGAAGGAGUGGAAGCCGCUCGAGGUGAAGCCCAGGAGAGCAUCAGGGGUGAAGAUUGUGGCUGGUUUGGCUUCAGUCAUGGAAGAUGAAAAUGAGCCAUGAAAUUUUGAUCUUUCCUUUUUGACUAUUAGAUAA
Fragaria vesca subsp. vesca is the source of this 1485-nucleotide messenger RNA. RefSeq lists its product as uncharacterized. Bases 304 to 1452 code for a protein of 382 amino acids. The record is from RefSeq and is a predicted model, not a curated record. NCBI's taxonomy places the organism in Eukaryota, Viridiplantae, Streptophyta, Magnoliopsida, Rosales, Rosaceae. The transcript is spliced from 4 exons.